This is a messenger RNA of Nymphaea colorata (pocket water lily), 2376 nucleotides long. RefSeq names its product protein disulfide isomerase-like 1-4. Lineage: Eukaryota; Viridiplantae; Streptophyta; Magnoliopsida; Nymphaeales; Nymphaeaceae. Gene Ontology annotation, molecular function: protein disulfide isomerase activity. The record is from RefSeq and is a predicted model, not a curated record. The transcript is spliced from 12 exons. Gene Ontology annotation, biological process: response to endoplasmic reticulum stress; protein folding. Gene Ontology annotation, cellular component: endoplasmic reticulum. Bases 380 to 2131 code for a protein of 583 amino acids.
AAGACUUCCCUCAACCCACCUUAACCUUAUAAUAAACCAGUCACUGCCUGUGCUCAAUGGCCGACCACCGUUUUGAGACCUCCUUCGGUUGACUGACGCCUUCCGAGGGGUCCCUUUCCCCGCUCCUUGCGCCGGUGGACCGGACAACCCGGAGACAGACGAAGAAAACCAGAGGGGAAGGGAAGGGAAAGGGCUGAAUCAUCAGCCUUUGUGACGACUUUGGAACGAAUCAGAGAAGAACACGUGGAAGUCAACACUCACAUUGCGUUUAUAGCUGCUGCCUAGAUCUCAGCGGCAGCAACGCAGAAGGAGAACGAGACUCCGAGUCCCUCUCCCUCGCUCUGUUGCCGGAAUCUGAAACCGUCCGGAAGUACUGGGUAUGGACCAAAUGGUGAAGGUAGGGAGGGGGAGGAAGCAUCAUCUGCUCCUCUCGCUUCUCCUCAUUUCCCUCCUUGUCUGCUCCUUCUUCGCCAUCCCUUCCACUGCCUCCAAGGGUGCUUCUGGGAAGACCGAGGAUCCGGAAGACGAAGACCUCUCUUUCCUGGAGGAGGGGGAGGAUGACGGCCACGGGGCCGGCCAUGACCAAGUCGAUGGCUUCUCUGAGGAGGAGUUCGAGGGAGACUUUGAGGGUCUCGACGACGGGGGUGAGGAUCAUGAGCCCGCUGAACCCCCGUUCGACGAGAAGGACGUGGUGGUUCUAAACGAGGGCAACUUUAGCCGGUUCAUCGAGGAGAACCGGUAUGUGAUGGUGGAAUUCUACGCACCGUGGUGCGGUCACUGCCAGGCUCUGGCCCCUGAAUUCGCGGCUGCCGCCACGGAGCUCAAAGGGGUCGCCGCACUAGCCAAGGUGGACGCCACCGUGGAGAACGAUCUCGCCCAGAAGUACGACGUCCAAGGCUACCCCACCGUGUUCUUCUUCGUCGACGGGAUCCACAGGCAAUACCCUGGGGCCAGGAACAAGGAUGCAAUUGUUUCGUGGAUAAAGAAGAAAACAGGACCUGCAGUUCAAAACAUUACCACUGUUGAAGAUGCGGAAAAUGUGCUUACUGCUGAAAGUGUUUUGGUUCUGGCAUUCCUCAAUUCUUUGGUGGGACCUGAGAAUGCAGAGCUUUCUGCAGCUUCAAGACUAGAAGAUGGGGUAUCUUUCUAUCAGACUGUGAAUGAAGACGUUGCUAAGCUUUUUCACAUUGAUCCCAAGGCUAAACGGCCUUCAUUGGUGUUAUUGAAGAAGGAAGCUGAAAAAAUAAAUCACUUUGAUGGUGAGUUUAGCAAGUCUGCCAUAGUUGACUUUGUGUUCUCGAACAAGCUUCCUCUAGUCACAACCUUUACUAGGGAAUCUGCAUCUUCAAUUUUCGAUAAUCCAAUAAAGAAACAGGUUUUGAUCUUUGUUCGCUCAAAUGAUUACGAAGCCACCAUACCAAUCUUUCAAGAGGCUGCAAAGCUUUUCAAAGGAAAGCUUCUAUUUGUUCAUGUUGAUAUGGACAAUGAGGAUGUUGGAAAACCAGUUUCAGAAUACUUUGGUGUGUCUGGAGAUGGUCCAAUAGUUCUUGGAUACUCGGGAAAUGAUGAUUCCAAGAAAUACAAGCUUGAUGGUGAAGUGAACCUUGAUGCUCUCAAGGCAUUUGCUCAGGGUUUUUUAGAAGAUAAACUUAAGCAAUUCUACAAGUCGGAUCCAGUUCCUGAGAAGAAUGACGGAGACGUGAAAAUUGUCGUCAGUAACAAUUUUGACGAAGUGGUGCUGGACGAAUCCAAGGAUGUUCUUCUGGAGAUCUAUGCACCAUGGUGUGGUCACUGUCAAGCGCUUGAGCCAACUUACAACAAACUAGCAAAACAUCUGCGUGGUAUUGAUUCUCUUGUUAUAGCAAAAAUGGAUGGCACCACUAACGAACAUCCCAGGGCAAAGUCGGACGGAUUCCCCACACUUCUUUUCUUCCCUGCAGGCAAUAAGAGCUUUGAUCCUAUUGUUGUGGAGACAGAUCGGACAGUGGUGGCAUUCUAUAAGUUUCUCAAGAAGCAUGCAUCAAUCCCUUUUAAACUGCAAAAGCCUGUAAAAAAGGUGGAAUCAGAUGUGACCGAAACUGCUGCACCAACAGAAGGGGACGGUGGCAAGGAUGUGAAGGAUGAACUAUAACGUGUUUUAGAUUUGCUUGGAAUUAUUUUUCUUGGUACCGUUACGAAUCGGAAGGUUAGUUUUUACAAAUGGAGCGGAGAACUAAGGGCAAAACAAAAAGAGGAAAAAAGAAGAAGAAGAAAGUUUGCAUGCUAAAAUUGCACCCUUGAAAGUUUUGUGGCUACCUGAAACUUUAUUUGUUCUAUGCACAUUUAAGCCACGAGGCUUUAGAAUAAACUUGGGCGAUCUCUCUCUCUCUCUUUGUA